ACCACCGUGAGUUUAACCAACUUGUCACCACUGGGUCUGAAAGCUUCAGAAUUCACCGGAUGACAGUGCCUGCAGACGAUUGAAGAUCCUCUAUUGUUCUUCAUAUCCACGGUCAAAUCCGUCGUAUCGAUGCACGCGGCAUUAUCGAUAGACCUUCUUAGAACCCCUUAGAACCGAAUGAGGCCUCAUGCAAUGAACAUGUCGAAUUAUUCCCACUAGAUCUCUCAGAUUGUGCGUCGCGCUCACUGCCUUCCUCGAUAAUAGGGUAUAAUGACUCGAUACCAGAGUUGCUGCACGACUCAUACGUCCAAUCUAAGCCUCGAAUGCCCAUGCUCAUGGUAUUGGCAUCACUGCGAUAAUCGUACCACUACAUGGGAGUUCCGUCAGACGACCUAUAAAGAUCAUCCCUUUACCCUCGAUCCUCAGUUUUUUUUGGUCUCACAUAAACCAGGUAAGUGAAUAUUGCUCGACAAAUACUCAGACAAUUCAUAUUGCCUUAGCUCUAUAGCAUGUCCGAAACUGUGAACGCUGAACUUCCGCAGUCUUCCAUUUGCAUCACGCUGUAUUCUCAUGGGGAUACUACCUAUCACUGGGCGAUCGUAGCACCUAUUGACCGUUACUAUGCUGCUAAGUUCCAUGCUACGAACCGAGGUUCAGCAGGUUGGCUUUACAAACCCUGGCAAUACAAAUCCGUCGACGAAGUGUUAUCAUCUUCUCGCACGGCUGUUGUGGUUGUGAAAAUUGGAGAGCUCGGCAGCAAUACCAUCGAUGCACUCAACAGUUUGCUCAAGGAUAUUCCUAUGACUAUUACCAACCCAGAAGAAGCUGAUGAGCCUUUCGGUACUAAGGUUUGGGUUCGCCAGGCCAUUCGUGCUCUCCAUCAUGCUCGCAUCAUCCACUGCCCAGAUGCGCGCAAACUUGAGGCUGAAGUUCUCGGCUAUGCUGACGCCAAUGAUGAGGAUAUCAUCCAUGGCAAGGGAGGUUUCAAAAUUCACGUCGCUGUUUCCUCGACUUAACGAUUUUGCGACGCUGACGAGCCCGGAGGAAGCAUAUUAAGUCUUGUGUUCAGUACACGAGCUGUGCAGAAUUCCAUGAUCCAAACACCCCCAAUGCAAAGCAAUCUUAUUCGUACAACAUUUGCUUUUGUAAUUUUACCCUUCUAACCUGCGUAUAAAUGCAUGUCGACAAAGAGAUUUCGAGACACCUAGGUGCAUGGUCAGUAAUUGCUUUUUAUC
Somion occarium is the source of this 1235-nucleotide messenger RNA. The record is from the annotation of a GenBank genome assembly. NCBI's taxonomy places the organism in Eukaryota, Fungi, Basidiomycota, Agaricomycetes, Polyporales, Cerrenaceae.